Molecule: messenger RNA, 5437 nt
Organism: Nerophis ophidion (straightnose pipefish)
Lineage: Eukaryota; Metazoa; Chordata; Actinopteri; Syngnathiformes; Syngnathidae
Gene: nsd2
Product: nuclear receptor binding SET domain protein 2
Exons: 22
Coding region: 389-4255 (1288 amino acids)
Biological process (GO): regulation of DNA-templated transcription
Cellular component (GO): chromatin; nucleus
Molecular function (GO): histone H3K36 methyltransferase activity; protein binding
Source: RefSeq, a predicted model, not a curated record
GAGAGGGUUGGCGACAGUAGCCUUUAUAUUCGUGGCUGUGUUCCAAUAGGAGUUCGCGGACUUGUCAGCUGCUCCCAUUUCCGCGGCUUUUUCAGCCAGUGAUGCGCUGCUUCUCUUCGCCCUCAUUGGGCAUCGCUGCACACGGCGCCUGCCUCCUUACUCUUUCCAUGCCCCUACCGCAGCCUGCUGCUAACUGCUAGGUCGUCCCUUCUCCAGGGGUAACUUGGAAGUGUCUGCGGUAAUAGAGUAAUUAAGUUAUCCAUCAUGUUACUAUGUAUGCAUGCUAGUAAGCAUAUGGUUAAUGUCUUUUUUUUUGUUGCCAAAACCUACCUUUAUUUGUUGCUUUUGUGUCAUUUAGUCGCAGAGAGUGUACAAGCUGUUGAAUGAAAUGGACAGCAAAGGGAGCUCCCUGCCAUUGAUGCCCGAACCAGCCAACCCCGUAAGCAUGAAGCAGCCGCCCGAGUCCCUCGCCGUGCACAAAGCUCGGGGGGACAUUAGUGUGGACCCGUCAAUGUUAAUGGACCAAGCCGCCGCCCAGCUGGCCGCCACUUUGCAGGACAGCGUGCUCCAGAAGAUGUCCAACCACACUCACAAUAACCACGGCCACGAGACGCUCAAAGACCUCACCUCCCUCGUCCUCAACGGGGACCAGGACGCCAUACCCAAGCUGUGCGCUGCAGAGACCCCCAUCCUUAAAGGUGCUGAAUCCCCACCUUCCAGUGGCACUCACCAGCUGACCUGCAGUCCGCACGGCGAGCCGGAACUGAAGGUAACCAUACCCCAGGUGGUCCAGGCGCCUCUAUUGGAGCCGUGCUCCGCCGGCGGGACUAGUUUGUCUGCCGGUGUUGAAGGUACGAUGUCUGCACCGGAACAAAGACAGGAAGCAAAGAGGGGAAGGGGGAGGCCUUCCAAGCCUAAACCUCAACCCAGACUAGGUUCCUCUGGCGCACUUGAAGAGACACUCAGCAUUGAUCCUGUUUGCAAGGCAGGAGAUGAGCCUGUUGUCAUCUGUCAGUCAUUAGCGGACACCCCAAAAGUGUUUCCAAUGCAGAGAAGAUUCUCUGUAGGCGAUGUGGUUUGGACUAAGGUGUCAGGAUACCCAUGGUGGCCCUGCAUCGUGACCACAGACCCUGAAUUCAACCAUCACUUCAAACUCAACAGUAAAACUAGAUCAGACCUCAUUUACCAUGUACAAUAUUUUGGAGAUGCCCCAGAGAGGGGCUACAUUUUUGAAAAAAACAUGGUGUCCUUUGCUGGGGAGGACCAGUACCAAGAGCUCAGCCUGCACAACAACCAGCAGGCGUCCUGUGUCAUCCACAAAGAGACACUUCAGACGGUGCCCCGUAUGCUGCGGCCUCAGUGGAAGAUGGGCGUGAUCCAGGCCACGGAGGCCCUUGUCAUGACACUAGAUGACCGCUUAGCCACCUUUACCUUUGUGUACGAUGACAGCGGUCCUCACCUGAAUCCCUGCAUCCUGGACAAGCUGAAGCCAGAACCAGGUAUGGAGGCAGAGACCCGCUUGCUGCUGGGAUCCUUGGCCCAGCUCACAGCAGCCUCCCAGUCCAGGGACGGCACUUUCAUGGGGACCAACACGCAAACGACCGCGGUUAAGCAAGGAGAAUGGCUUGAUGGACUGCAAACACUCCCACAGGAUCACAUGGUGCUGGGAUCAGUCGUACAUCUCAAGAAGAAGCGAAGGCCCAGACAACCUCACCCCCGUUUACAGACAAACAGGAGAAAAAAACCAGCCAACAGAACCAAAGUGGCAGAUGGUUCACUUUCAGGUUCAGCUCCAGCAAAGAGAAGAUCGAAGCAGAUAAGGACAACUGCGUUAGACGUGAACAAAAAUCAGCAGCCCAAAAGGAGGCGAAAAAAUUCCGUGUCAGAGGGAGCUGAUGAUAAGCCGAAGAAGAGGAGGCGGAAGAUUGAAAAAGAAGUAAAAACGUCUAACGUGCCUCUUGCAGAUGUCCACGAAGCAGAGAAACAAAAGCGGCCGAGAAAGCAAGUGCAGAAUGGAGAGAAUCCCAGCGAAGCCUCUAAGGCGAAAAAGAGGCGCUUGUCACUGUGCCCCGAACUUGAGGGCUCUGGAAGUGAAGGAUGUCCUGAUUCUCCAAGUGACAGCCUGGACGGGAUGAAGAAGGGCGAUCGCAAGAAGGAGUUUGUCUGCCAGGUGUGUGAGCAGGCCGGCGAGGACCUGUUGCCGUGUGAAGGCCAGUGCUGUGGGAUGUUUCACACCCGCUGCCUGAGUGAAAACUUCAAAUCAGACGACAAGCUUGUGUGUCAGGAGUGCAGCACAUGUGCCCACUCGUGUUUCACUUGUAAGCGCUCAGACGGCGAGGUGCGUCGCUGCCACGUGGCCAACUGUGGCAAAUUUUACCAUGACGCGUGUGCUCGCCUUAGCCCCCUCACUGUGUUCGACAACAAGGGCUUCCGCUGCCCGCUGCACACCUGCCUCAGCUGCCACUAUGGCUCCAGCACGCAGCAUAAGUCCACUAAAGGUCGGCUGAUGCGUUGCCUGCGCUGCCCCGUCGCCUACCACGUCGGCGAUUUGUGCGUCGCCGCAGGCAGCGAGAUGGUCACCAGCACAGCCAUCGUCUGCACCAACCACUUCCAUGCCAAGAAAGGCUACAGCCACCACAGUCACGUCAAUGUCAGCUGGUGCUUUGUCUGCUCCAAAGGAGGGCAGCUGCUGUGCUGUGAGUCUUGUCCCGCCGCUUUCCACCCUGACUGCCUGAACAUUGCCAUGCCUGAUGGGAGCUGGUUCUGCAACGACUGCCGGGCUGGCAAGAAGCCCAAAUACAGAGACAUCAUCUGGGUCAAACUGGGAACUUACAGAUGGUGGCCUGCGGAGAUCCAGCAUCCCAGAAACAUCCCCACCAACAUCCAGCACCUUCGCCACGAGAUCGGAGAGUUCCCCGUCUUCUUCUUUGGCUCGAAAGACUACUUUUGGACCCAUCAGGGACGAGUGUUUCCCUAUAUGGAGGGCGACAGAGGCAGCAAGUACCAGAGGACCGGCAUCGGGAAAGUCUUUAAGACUGCUCUGAUGGAGGCUGAAGCUCAAUUCAAGAGUAUGAAAAUGAAGCUUGAGGCCAAGGAAGCGCAGGCCCAAAACCGCAAACCGCCGCCGUACAAGUCCAUCAAGGUCAACAAACCCGUGGGCAAGGUCCAGGUCUACGCCGCCGACAUCGCCGAGAUCCCCAAGUGUAACUGCAAGCCGUCGGUGGACCGGCCCUGCGGCUUCGAGUCCGAGUGUUUGAACCGCAUGCUGCAGUACGAGUGCCACCCCCAGGUGUGUCCAAGCGGGCAGCGCUGCUGUAACCAGGACUUUACCAAACGCCGCUACCCCGAGACCAAGAUCAUCAAGACCCCUGGCAAGGGCUGGGGCUUGAUCUCACUGCGGGACAUCAAGAAGGGCGAGUUUGUCAACGAGUACAUCGGCGAGCUGGUAGACGAGGACGAAUGCAGGGCGAGGAUCAAGUACGCGCACGAGAACAACAUCACGGACUUCUACAUGCUCACCAUCGACAAGGACCGAAUCAUCGACGCCGGUCCGAAAGGAAACUUCUCUCGCUUCAUGAACCACAGCUGUCAGCCGAACUGCGAGACGCAGAAGUGGACCGUCAACGGAGACACGCGGGUCGGCUUGUUCGCCGUCUGCGACAUCCCAUCAGGAACCGAGCUGACCUUCAACUACAACUUGGACUGUCUGGGCAACGAGAAGACGGUGUGUCGCUGCGGCGCUCCCAACUGCAGCGGCUUCCUGGGAGAUCGACCCAAGGUAAAGAACUCCAGCGGCGCCGCGGCCGACCCCAAAGGCAAGAGGCUGAAGCGCAAGUGCAGAAAGAGGCGAGCGGAGGGCAAGAAGUCGGACGACGAGUGUUUCCGCUGCGGCGACGGAGGCCAGCUGGUGAUUUGCGGCAAGAAGACGUGCACCAAGGCGUUCCACCUGUCCUGCCUCAACCUCUCCAAGAGGCCCUUUGGUCGCUGGGAUUGCCCGUGGCAUCACUGCGACGUCUGUGGCAAGAACUCUGAUGCCUUCUGCCAGCUGUGCCCCAACUCUUUCUGCAAGGCCCACCAGGAGGGGGCACUACGCCCGUGUCCGCCAACGGGCCAACUGUGCUGCAUGGAGCACGACGAGCAAGAGGCACGCCUCAAGCUGGACCAGGCCGCCGCCACCCUGUCUGCCAAGGCCGGCAGGGCGUGCGGCGGCGAGGCAAAGGGCAAGCGUUCCAGGAGGAAAGCGGCUGAAGCCUAAGUGACCUUCCAGAAAACUCCAUGGAAUGAAAAAAAGUCUUCGUCCAACUUCUUCUUUUUCUUCCUGCACUGACCUAACUUCCUGUGGCGACGCUGCACAGACAACAAACUUCCACCAAAAUGCCUUUUUUUUUUUUAAACGUCAUAAAGUCAAGGUGCUGCCAUCUUGGAUCAGGCCCCGCCCCUUCUUCCUUUAGCACACUUUCAAAGCGUGUUAUUUAUGUGCAGAAUCGUCAUGAUUCAUAACCUGCUGUUGAAAGUGCAUCCGUGCUGCUAUGACAAGAAAUACCCAACCAGGAAGUCUAGUCAGAUAAAAGACCAAAACUUCUCCAACACGUUGCCAAAUGUAUUUUAUUAACUCUAAUAUAUAGUAAAUGUGUUUUGGUGUAGCUUGCAUCCCAUGCUUUUUACAUGUUAGGUUCUGAAAUGGAGGGAUGGGUUUUGUUGUGCUAGGUUUUAUUUGAGGCAAUAGCUGGUAAUAUUGGGAAAGGGGCGGGGCUGCCCUGUGACGAAACACUAAUGGGAUGUUCAAGGGCUCAACCGUGAAAUGUUUGUUCCAUAUUCAGAAGUCUUUUUCAAACGACACCGAGCUCUCAGACAUUUUUAAACAGCAUCUUCCGUUUGAUUUUUAUCGUGGAGAUGUGACUUCUGAUUUAUUUUGUGACAUCACCGUAGUCACAUAAAAAAACUAGCUUUUUAAAUUCAAAAUCAUUGGGUUGUUCAGCACCCCCCGCGACCCCGAAAGAGACACGCGGUAGGAAAAUGGAUGGAUUAAUUGGUUGUUCUCUUCCAAAGUCAGCUUUUUGUUGUAGGACUAGCAUCAAAUGAACAUUAUCCCAUUUUUCCCAGGGUGUGAACGCGUCAUCGUGCUGCGCAAAGCUUUGUUUUGCUAGCUAGCUAACGAUCGUCACGCGGACUAACCUACUCUGUAAUGGAUGCUAUGAAUUUCUACUGUCCCGUGAAGCAGAGACUAAAUGUGUACAUAAUGUAUAAGUGCUCAUAGCGUUGCAUCUAUUGUAAAUAGACAUUUCUUCCUCUUUUGUAUUCAAUCUUGUCAUUUGAUACCAACAAAAUGCCAUAGAACUGUAGGUGAAUAGGUUGUCACUAUACUAGAGACUAUUUAGGAUCAUGACAAAUGUUUGCCAGCUUGUAAUUAUACAAUAAAGUCCUAAUAUUAACUCUG